This is a messenger RNA of Marmota flaviventris (yellow-bellied marmot), 6636 nucleotides long. RefSeq names its product tubulin gamma complex component 3 (gene Tubgcp3). The record is from RefSeq and is a predicted model, not a curated record. Gene Ontology annotation, biological process: cytoplasmic microtubule organization; microtubule nucleation; meiotic cell cycle. NCBI's taxonomy places the organism in Eukaryota, Metazoa, Chordata, Mammalia, Rodentia, Sciuridae. Gene Ontology annotation, cellular component: gamma-tubulin complex; microtubule organizing center; spindle pole. Gene Ontology annotation, molecular function: gamma-tubulin binding; microtubule minus-end binding.
GAACAUGGCGGCGCCGUAGCCGGGGCCCAGGAGCGGGGGGCGCGGGGCUGCCGCCGAGCACAGUCCUGGCCGACGAUGGCGACCCCCGACCAGAAGUCGCCCAACGUGCUGCUGCAGAACCUGUGCUGCCGGAUCCUCGGCCGGAGCGAAGCUGAUGUAGCCCAACAGUUCCAGUUUGCUGUGCGAGUUAUUGGCAGCAACUUUGCCCCAACUGUUGAAAGAGAUGAAUUUCUGGUAGCUGAGAAAAUCAAGAAAGAACUUAUUCGGCAAAGGAGAGAGGCAGAUGCUGCAUUGUUUUCAGAGCUCCACAGGAAACUUCAUUCCCAGGGAGUUUUGAAAAAUAAAUGGUCAAUACUCUACCUCUUGCUGAACCUCAGUGAAGACCCGCGCAGGCAGGCAAACAAGGUGUCCAGCUAUGCCUCGUUGUUUGCACAGGCAUUGCCGAGAGAUGCUCAUUCCACUCCCUACUACUGCGCCAGGCCUCAGUCCCUGCCCCUGAAUUACCAGGACCGGGGCACCCAGGCGGCGCAGAGCUCUGGCAGCCUGGGCAGCAGCGGCAUCAGCAGCAUCAGCGUGUGUGCCCUCAAUGGCCCUGCACCUGCGCCCCAGCCUCUCCUCCCAGGACAGUCUCAUCAAACUCCGGGAGUCGGGGAUUGCCUUCGACAGCAGCUGGGGUCACGUCUUGCAUGGACUUUAACUGCAAACCAGCCUUCUUCGCAAACCCCUCCCUCAAAGGGUGUCUCUAGUGCUGUUUCUCGCAACCUGACGAGGUCGAGGAGAGAAGGAGAGACGGGUGGUGCUAUGGAAAUUACUGAAGCAGCUCUCGUGAGAGACAUUUUAUACGUCUUCCAGGGCAUAGAUGGCAAAAAUAUCAAAAUGAGCAACACUGAAAAUUGUUAUAAAGUGGAAGGAAAGGCAAACCUAAGUAAAUCUUUGAGGGACACGGCAGUCAGACUUGCUGAGUUGGGAUGGUUACAUAAUAAAAUCAGAAAGUACACUGACCAGAGGAGUCUGGACCGUUCCUUUGGACUUGUAGGUCAGAGCUUCUGUGCCGCUCUGCACCAAGAGCUCAAGGAGUACUACCGCCUACUCUCCGUUUUACAUUCCCAGCUACAGCUAGAGGACGAUCAGGGGGUGAAUUUGGGACUUGAGAGUAGCCUAACACUACGGCGCCUCCUGGUUUGGACAUAUGAUCCCAAAAUAAGACUCAAGACCCUUGCAGCCCUGGUGGAUCACUGCCAAGGAAGGAAAGGAGGUGAGCUGGCCUCUGCUGUCCAUGCCUACACGAGAACGGGAGACCCCUAUAUGAGGUCCUUGGUGCAGCACAUUCUGAGCCUGGUGUCUCAUCCCGUGCUCAGCUUCCUCUACCGCUGGAUCUAUGAUGGGGAGCUUGAGGACACUUACCACGAAUUUUUUGUAGCAUCAGAUCCAACAGUUAAAACAGACCGACUGUGGCAUGACAAAUAUACUUUGAGGAAAUCGAUGAUUCCUUCAUUUAUGACAAUGGAUCAAUCUAGGAAGGUCCUUUUGAUAGGAAAAUCAAUAAAUUUCUUGCACCAGGUUUGUCAUGACCAGACUCCUACCACAAAGAUGAUAGCUGUGACCAAGUCUGCAGAGCCACCGCAGGAUGGUAUGACUGCAGAUUUAUUCACAGAUUUAGAAAAUGCAUUUCAAGGGAAGAUCGAUGCUGCUUAUUUCGAGACCAGCAAAUAUCUACUGGAUGUUCUCAACAAAAACUACAGCCUGCUGGACCACAUGCAGGCCAUGAGGCGGUACUUGCUUCUUGGACAAGGAGACUUUAUAAGGCACUUAAUGGAUUUGCUAAAACCGGAACUUGUCCGUCCAGCAACAACUUUGUAUCAACAUAACUUGACUGGAAUCCUUGAAACUGCUGUGAGAGCCACCAAUGCACAGUUUGACAGUCCUGAGAUCCUCAGAAGGCUGGACGUGAGGUUGCUGGAGGUCUCUCCGGGUGACACGGGCUGGGACGUCUUCAGCCUGGAUUACCACGUUGAUGGACCCAUUGCAACUGUGUUCACACGAGAGUGCAUGAGCCACUACCUGAGAGCGUUCAACUUCCUCUGGAGGGCCAAGCGCAUGGAGUACAUCCUCACCGACAUCCGGAAGGGACACAUGUGCAACGCCAAGCUCCUGAGGAGCAUGCCGGAGCUCUCUGGGGUGCUGCAUCAGUGUCACAUUCUGGCCUCGGAGAUGGUGCACUUCAUUCAUCAGAUGCAGUAUUACAUCACAUUCGAGGUGCUGGAAUGCUCCUGGGACGAGCUUUGGAACCGAGUCCAGCAGGCCCAGGACUUGGACCACAUCAUCGCAGCGCAUGAGGCCUUCCUGGACACCAUUACCUCCCGCUGCCUGCUGGACAGUGGCUCCAGGGUACUUUUAAACCAACUCAGAGCUGUGUUUGACCAGAUUAUUGAGCUUCAGAAUGCUCAAGAUGCAAUAUACAGAGCUGCUCUGGAAGAACUGCAGAGACGAUUACAGUUUGAAGAGAAAAAGAAGCAGCAUGAAAUUGAGGGUCAGUGGGGGGUGACGGCAGUGGAGGAAGAGGAGGAGAAUAGGAGGAUCCGAGAAUUUCAAGACUCUGUACCAAAAAUGUGUUCGCAGUUGCAAAUAUUGACGCACUUCUACCAGGGCAUCGUGCAGCAGUUCCUGGUGUUACUGACGACCAGCUCUGACGAAAGUCUCCGGUUUCUCAGCUUCAGGUUGGACUUCAACGAGCAUUAUAAAGCCAGAGAGCCCAGACUCCGCGUGUCUCUGGGCACCAGAGGGCGGCGCAGUUCUCACAUGUGACGGGCGCCUUCUCCCGAGGAGCUGCGCAGGUUGCUGUGGUCAGCGCUGAGAUUCAGUUCACAUUCUGGGCCCUCCCGGCAGCUGGGAGGGGGCCCUGUGUUCGUGGCAGGGUGGCUGGCGGAAGGGGUUUUGCGCUGCAGUUGAGUGCCAGGUUGCUGGGUCGAAGAGGCUAGCUGGCGCUGUCUUCCCACUCAGAAGAUGCCGGGGUGUUUUGGGCUGCCUAAGCUCUCUGUGUCGUUUAUAUUUGUCACUUUUUUAGAAACUUGUGUUUCUUUUAGCACAAGGGCAGUGCUGUAUUCAUGAAUUGAAAUGGUAAUGUCAAGGCUAUUUUUUUAACAUCCUCUUUAGAGGCAAUUUUUGUUAUCAUAAUGAAAUUAAACUGAAAAAAGACGUCCCUACUAAGAUAAUACACAGAGCAUUUGUUUGGUUUUAAUGCUGUGACAUACUGACCCCUGAGAGCGUUUGUGUCUUAACGCGUUGCCUUCACAUACGUCUGUUCUGACUUUUUCUUCCAAAGUCACAUUUUUAUAUUUAGUUUACUAUUUUAGAUAACUUCUAAAACAGUACAGAAACAAGUAGGCACGAUAUAGAACAGAGACCUCAAACAGUGCAGCCAGAUUGCUCAAAACUGUCAGCUGAAGCAGUGUGUAGAUACAAAUAACUCCAAAGUAAGAAUUUUAUUUUCAGAAUCCUGACAAGCAUUGGAAAGAAAUCGACUUGGAUAAUGAAGGUUUCCUUUUCCCUUGCCUAUUUUUUCAUUGUAAAUAUUUAUAUACCACUGACCAGAUGUUGGGGGGAACUGUUUUUGUAAAAAUGUCAUAUCAGGUCACAUAAAUCUGCCUUUUUUAUGUUGCAUAAAUGAAAACUUAGAGAAUUAAAGGCAACCAUCUUUCAGACGCACUGCUUAUCUCUUAGUAGUCUGUGAAGAGAUGGUCCCUUGCCAGGCCUGGGGUGGGGGGUUGAAUUGGAUUUAACGUGAUGCAGCAUAGGAAUUAUUUAAUUUGUGAAACCAAAAAACCAGGCUGUGUGCGACUUCCAGUGCAGAACCUAAGGGACCCCCACUCCCUGCUGGGUGAGGAGUCCUCAGCCGAUAGCCACCUCUGUCACUCAGGAGGUGCGAGGCUCAGUCCCAGAGUGGAGUGGCCCCUGGCGAGUGUCCUCAGGGCCUGCCUGCUGUGCUCCAGUUAGCUCCCAGGCUGCUCCAGUUUGGUUUAAGUGUGAUUAUGAUAAUCUGCUGUUUUUCCUGUCCAGCUCAGGUGUGGCUGCCACUGUUGGAAGUAUGGUCUCACUUGUGGUAUUCAUGUGCUCCAGUGGACGCACGGACAUUAGGAGGACGUGUAGAGGGGCUGAGGAUGUGCAGGCUGGAGGGAACCCUGGAUCAGACAGCGCAUUCAGGUGUGGAUGGUUGGCAGGGCUGGCCCUGCUGGAGCCGGCAGGACCUAUGGGUUCAGCUUGGCGGGAGGGGAGAAGGGGCAGCUGGCCAGACGAGCGUCCCGUCAGGGAGGUCACCGUCUUGCUCUGGUGUUGUUGCUGGUGCCCUGCUGUAAGGUGGCCCGGGCAGCCUUGGACUGCUCUGCUCUGCUCUCCCAGGCUCUGGCAUGUGCUGGUGUGGUUUCCGCAUCCAUGCCCCUGUGGCCUUCCCAGUGUCCCCGGUGCGCUGCGCCCCUUCCCUUCUUGUACUCUUGUCUGUACUCGCUCUGCCUCUCCCUGACCGGGCGGUGGUGCGCCUCCAGGCCCAGCUGACUUGCUCCUGCUCUUCUGCAAGGUGCAGCUUCCCCGCAGAACCCACCUCGUGGUGGCUGUGUGACAGGCGAGUGCGCGUGGGGUCGGCUCACUGUCAGCCUGUCCCUGACCACACCCCCUUGCUGUGACCCAGCCACGCCGUCCACGGGGCACUGUCAGGGUCUUCGACUCGUGUGGUUCUGUCCUGUCAGCUUUUCUCGUGACUAUGGAUAUUGUUUCAGCUUCAGAAUUUCUGGGAGUUUUGCUUUUUUCCUUUUCCUUUUUGAAAAAGAAUAAAAGAAAAACAAAGGGGAAUUGGCUGCACCGUGUGCAGCGUGUUGAGACUGGUAUGUAAAGGGUGCUAGACAGGAGUCAGAAGAACCCUCAGUGGACGGAGCAGUGCCGUGGUGCAGGCUCACGGAGGCUCCGUGUCGGAGAAGACCCACCUCGGAGGUGUGAGAUGUUUGGUUCCCACUUCAAGUGCUUUGGAGUACAUGGUUUGGGGCAAACCAUUUGAAAAAAAUUAAGAGCUUUAAUUCAGAUUCCAGGAAAAAUUCAGAUGGCUUGAAUGGUUUAAAGGUGAAAGUAAAACAUUAAGGCUGCUAGGAAAGUGCAGUCUCUUAUAAUCCUAGGCCACCUAACACGUGAGCAGCAUCCUCUAGGACUGACCUGUGAAGGGAGGGUGUCAGAGGUGACAGUGAGAAGCAGCAGUACAGUGGUUGAGACAGACACAGCCUGGGAGCCUGGUUGCUGAUGACAAGGUCUGUGUCCUAGUGGCAGCUGGCCCUGGGAAUGACUGGAAUAAAAAGCGAGUCCAGGCACGCCACACACGCACAGAGGAGGAGCACGGGACUCGUGCACAUGGAGACCCAGGAAAGGUGUGGGAGGCUACCUCCCAGGCAGGUCACCUGCUGUAUGUUGCCCCACGCCAGCGCCUGACUCAGUGAGGACACAUCUGUCGCCCAGGCGUCCUGGAGAUGCCUGCCCCCCUUGCUGCCGUGGCAUCCCAGCUCCAGGCAGCCCGUCUGGUCUCCUGUUUUCUAGAGUUCCACUAGUGCUGUGUCUGUGCCCGUGUCUGGCCUCCCACUAACCACAGGUCAAUCUUGAGGUUCACUCUCUGCUGUUGCCUGGGAGAGCCGGUUCUGCUCCUUACCUGAGUCUUCCCCGGGAUCAGCACAGCUGGCUGGCCCUUUGCCUGCUGACCAUCGAAUGUUCCCGUGUUUUAAUCUUGCAGUGAAGGUGCCGAGUGGAUGGUCCCCUGGCUGCAUGUGUGGUGCCAGUCCCUGGGGUUAUGGUGGUCAGGUGCAGGAGGCGCGGGACUGCUCAGUUCUCAGUGCAAGGCUGGGUUGCUCCUGGUGCUUGUCACGGUGGGCGUUCUCGUCUGUGGGGGUGUUACGUGGCUGUAGCUCACGUUGCCCUGAGCGUGUUGGAGUUGAACACCAUGGGCAGCCUCUGUCAGGAGCCUUGGCCUGUGUAUUUAUUAGGUUGUUUUCCUCCUGAGUUUCCACAAUCUGUUAUGUGUCUGGGCAAAAGUCUUCUAUCAGAUAAUUGCUUUGCAAAUCUUUCCUCCCAGUGUGGCAUAUGUAUUCAUGUGUGUAUACACGCAUGUACACAUACACACGUCCACAUACAGACACACACGAGUGUACCUGUGUGUGUCGUGUUGAAUGUUUACGAGAGUCUGUGCUCAUCCUCAUGGAGCCUUUGUCUACGUCCAUGGCGAGCACAGCAUCUCUCAAGCUGCAGCUUGUAGGAUUGGACAGUCCAGACUGAUGCUGCAGGUGCCCACCUUGAGCAGAGGUGCUGUGCUUGCCUGUGUUGGACCCACAGGGCCUCCGGGGGCAGCGUGCUCCACAGGGUGCAAGGCCUGGCCAUGCUCAGAGGUCACCGCUGUCAGUCUCCGGGUCUGUGUCCAUCGGGGGCUGGGAGCACUUGGAAUGUGUCCAUUCUGGACUGAAGAGUGUGGAGUGGGGGACACACUCCAGAUCUCAGACUGUGUAGUUAGUAUGAAGGAGGAAGGUGAAUGUUCCCAUGUUUUAUUCACAUGGAUCACAUGUUGAAGUGAUAAUAUUUUGUAUAUAAUUGGCUAAAUAAAAUAUAUUGUUGAAA